GGUGCGUGGCCUGCCGGGAGGCGGAAGCGGAAGCGCGAGUCUCCUCAGGAGCGAUGGCUGCCGGGGGUCUCAGCCGGUCCGAGCGCAAGGCAGCGGAGCGGGUCCGGAGGUUGCGAGAGGAGCAACAGAGAGAGCGCCUCCGCCAGGUGUCGCGCAUCCUGAGGAAGGCGGCGACCGAGCGCAGCGCCGAGGAGGGCCGGCUCCUGGCCGAGAGCGAGGACCUGGUGACCGAGCUGCAGGGCCGGAGCAGGCGGCGCGAGGGCCUGAAGCGGCGGCAGGAGGAGGUGUGCGACGACCCGGAGGAGCUGCAGAGGAAAGUCCGGGAGCUGGCCAGCGCCGUCCGCAAUGCCAAAUACCUGGUCGUCUACACGGGCGCAGGGAUCAGCACGGCAGCCUCUAUCCCAGAUUACCGGGGCCCUAAUGGAGUAUGGACACUGCUUCAGAAGGGAAGAAGUGUUAGUGCUGCUGACCUGAGUGAGGCUGAGCCAACCCUCACCCACAUGAGCAUCGCCCGCUUACAUGAGCAGAAGCUGGUGCAGCAUGUGGUGUCUCAGAACUGCGACGGGCUCCACCUGCGAAGCGGGCUGCCCCGCUCAGCCAUGUCGGAGCUCCACGGGAACAUGUACAUUGAAGUGAGCGAUCCCUCAGGGACUCGGGCCUGGGCAGGCCAGCGGCUCCCACUCACGGGCCCUACCUUUCCUCAGGUCUGCACGGCCUGCACUCCCAAUAGGGAGUAUGUGCGGGUGUUUGAUGUGACGGAGCGCACUGCCCUGCACCGGCACCAGACCGGCCGCACUUGCCACAAGUGUGGAGGCCAACUCAGGGACACCAUCGUGCACUUUGGGGAGAGGGGGACGCUGGGGCAGCCUCUGAAUUGGGAGGCAGCCACCCAGGCUGCCAGCAAAGCAGACACUAUCCUGUGUUUAGGCUCCAGCUUAAAGGUUCUAAAGAAGUAUCCACACCUCUGGUGUAUGACCAAGCCCCCCAGCCGGCGGCCCAAGCUCUACAUUGUGAACUUGCAGUGGACCCCGAAGGAUGACUGGGCUGCCCUGAAGCUGCACGGCAAGUGUGAUGACGUCAUGCAGCUCCUCAUGGAUGAACUGGGCCUGGAGAUCCCCCGUUACAGCAGGUGGCAGGACCCCAUCUUCUCCCUGGCGACUCCCCUGCGUGCUGGUGAAGAAGGCAGCCACAGUCGCAAGUCACUGUGCAGAAGCCGAGAGGAACCUGGGCCUGGGGACCGGGGUGCACCACUUAGCUCAGCCCCCAUCCUGGGUGGCUGGUUUGGCAGAGGCUGCACCAAACGCACAAAAAGGAAGAAAGUAACGUAACCUGGUGCUUGACCAAGGACAAUGAUGGCACUUUGAAAAUGGCCGGGACUCUUGUUCAGGGGCAGGUGGCACCAUUAAUGCCAGGACUGCCCCCUGUGAAUUAUCUGGGGGUGACAUUUUCACCCUGACAUGUUUAGCCAUUUGUCCUCGUGGGAAGCCCCCUUGCACUGCUGUGGUUGCCCCCUGCAUGGGCCUAAUGAUGGAGGAGGCCUUGCUCAAGCGGCCUCUUCCUAAAGAGGUGGCAGUCACACACCCUCUGUGAGAACAGAACUCCGGUUAUUUCACACCUGGCCAGCUAAGAGGAAGCACAAGGCUGCCUUACCUCAUUCACCAGGCCAGUCUCAGGGGCAUCAACCCAAUUUCUACUACUUCUUACUGAAAACGUUAAGUUUAUAAAAGCCUUUUUCUGUAUUGAGUAUGCUGCAAAGGGGUGAUUUUUGAGCCUUGGCUCUCAGCAGGCCUUUUUAUUGUUAUUAAACAUCUCUGCACUGUC
Molecule: messenger RNA, 1821 nt
Organism: Capra hircus (goat)
Lineage: Eukaryota; Metazoa; Chordata; Mammalia; Artiodactyla; Bovidae
Gene: SIRT7
Product: sirtuin 7
Exons: 9
Coding region: 54-1328 (424 amino acids)
Molecular function (GO): NAD+ binding
Source: RefSeq, a predicted model, not a curated record